ACAAAAAAAAAAGUAAAGUAAAGAGUCAGAGACAGAACAUCUUCAGUUGAGAGUCUCCAAGAGUUGUGUACUCAGACGAAAGCCUGUCUCUUUGUUUUGUGUUCUGUUUUUCUUUUCCCGUACAAUGGCGCCGGUGAAGAGUAAGGGAGAUGGAGAGGAAAAGGCACCAACUUCGUCGAGAGUGACUCGGAGCAUGGAUCGCCGAACUCGAAGUGCGACUCAACAAAACGGCGCUAAAGCUGCUGGAUCCGUCGUCAACAAGCAGGUGAAGAAGCUUGCGUCGCCGGCGAAGAGGAAGAAGCCAUCGACUGAGACUGGGAGAGGAGCUAAGAAGGCGAAGAAGGAAGAGAAAGCAUCUGGGGAAGUUAAGAAGGAUGAGGAAGAGGAAGAAGCUGCGGAGGAGGAGGAGGUUGGAGACUCGACGAAGCCCAAGAUUGUUAUAGAGCACUGUAAACAAUGCAAUGCGUUCAAGACAAGGGCCAUUCAGGUGAAGGAAGGUCUGGAGGGAGCUGUUCCUGGCGUCACCGUGACGCUCAACCCUGAAAAGCCAAGGCGUGGUUGCUUUGAGAUCCGAGAGGAAGGUGGUAAAACAUUCAUCAGUCUUUUGGAGAUGAAACGUCCAUUUGCUCCAAUGAAGGCUCUUGAUAUGGAAGAAGUCAUCGAGGGCAUCAUUAAGAAGAUCAAAUGAGAGACAUCUACAGAACUGCAAAUAGGCUCUUCUUUAGCCUAAUCUGUCCCUUUUGUUCCUACCAAUCAGAAUUAUGUAGAAGACUUUCUAGAGAAACUUCGGAUUUGUUAGGUUCCCUUUAUUUUUUCGGUAUGAGCACUGUAAGUGCUGUCUGGUUGUUUUUGCAUUGCAUGAUUGGCUUAGUUUGAUCUGUUCUGUUUGUGGGAUUAACUCGUAUGUGUAAGGCUACUUUGAUUCAUCUCGUUGCUUGAAGCAAAACCGAUUCGUGUUA
This is a messenger RNA of Raphanus sativus (radish), 959 nucleotides long. RefSeq lists its product as uncharacterized. Gene Ontology annotation, cellular component: Golgi apparatus. The record is from RefSeq and is a predicted model, not a curated record. The coding region runs from base 125 to 688 and encodes 187 amino acids. Lineage: Eukaryota; Viridiplantae; Streptophyta; Magnoliopsida; Brassicales; Brassicaceae. The transcript has 4 exons.